Manis pentadactyla (Chinese pangolin) is the source of this 2428-nucleotide messenger RNA. RefSeq names its product RAB5A, member RAS oncogene family (gene RAB5A). Gene Ontology annotation, molecular function: GTPase activity; GTP binding. NCBI's taxonomy places the organism in Eukaryota, Metazoa, Chordata, Mammalia, Pholidota, Manidae. The record is from RefSeq and is a predicted model, not a curated record. Bases 457 to 1104 code for a protein of 215 amino acids. The transcript has 6 exons.
CCGCGCGGCGGAAGUGGCUCCCGCGCUGGGACUUGAGUGUUUGUGUUUUGGUUCGCGAAGGAGUCAGCGGCCGGCCUGAGGGGAGGAGGCGGAGGAGGGAGGAGGAAGAAGAAUUAGUCGGAGCUGGAGCGCCGGCGUCGGCGGAGGAGGAGAAAGAGACAGGCGGAGCGGAGAGAGGCGGAGACGGAGGCCAACGGGGGCGGCACCAAGGCGCGAGUCCCGCGCCGACCAGUCUGAGUGGAGCGGCGCGCGGAGGAGACGCGCUGCCACAGCCUCAGCCUCAGCCUCCUGUCGGGCUACGUCUGGAACCUACUGCCGGGAAGCGUCAGUCCCGCGGCUCCGCGCCCUGCGGUCUCAGGUUUCUUUACCUCCAGAAAGAAAAACAUUGGCAUCUUGCAUCCUGGAAGUUCAUUUACGGGACUGAAUUCCUUAGGGACUUAUUUCACAAAUUUGGACAUGGCUAAUCGAGGAGCAACAAGACCCAACGGGCCAAACACUGGAAAUAAAAUAUGCCAGUUCAAACUAGUACUUCUGGGAGAGUCUGCUGUUGGCAAAUCAAGCCUAGUACUUCGUUUUGUGAAGGGCCAAUUUCAUGAAUUUCAAGAGAGUACCAUUGGGGCUGCUUUUCUAACCCAAACUGUGUGUCUUGAUGACACAACAGUAAAAUUUGAGAUUUGGGAUACAGCUGGUCAAGAACGAUACCAUAGCCUAGCCCCAAUGUACUACAGAGGAGCACAAGCGGCCAUAGUUGUAUAUGAUAUCACAAAUGAGGAAUCUUUUGCCAGAGCCAAAAAUUGGGUUAAAGAACUUCAGAGGCAAGCCAGUCCUAACAUUGUAAUAGCUUUAUCAGGAAACAAGGCUGACCUUGCAAAUAAAAGAGCUGUUGAUUUCCAGGAAGCACAGUCCUAUGCAGAUGACAACAGUUUAUUAUUCAUGGAGACAUCAGCUAAGACGUCAAUGAAUGUAAAUGAAAUAUUCAUGGCAAUAGCUAAAAAGUUGCCCAAGAAUGAACCCCAGAAUCAAGGAGCAAAUUCUGCCAGAGGAAGAGGAGUAGACCUUACUGAGCCCACACAGCCCACCAGGAGUCAGUGUUGUAGUAACUAAACCUCCGGUUUGAACUUGCUGGAAUAUUCUUCUGCUUCAUAAAUGUUAAUAACAGUGGAAUUGGAGCAUUUAACCAGCCCAGUAUGACUUCCAAAAAGAAGAGACUUACAAUAGAAUCAAGUUUCUAAUACAGAAUUAUUUUAAGUGUUUUGAACUUAAUUUUUAAUAACAUGCAUGUGACCCUCUGACUAAUGUUUCAGCAGUAGAAGGGGGAGUGAGAGCUGUGUGUUUGUUUCCUUUUUUCCUUGGAAAGUUAGGGGAAUCAUUUCUUUUCACCAGGAACAUAGUCAAGUGACUGACUGAACCCACAGCUAACCAGCCAGUUCUAUGAAAAAGAUUUGAAACUUACUAAUUUGGGCUUUUCAAAAACACUGCUUUUUUUUUUAGAAGAAGGGUCUAAAGAUAUUUAUGCUUAGCUACAAUAUUCAGGCAACUGGCAAUUUCUCUUAAUAGCCAUAUUUAAAGCGUACAUUCCACAUUUUAACAGAUUAGCCACAAGAAAACAGUCCCAUAUCUUCAGGGGGAAGGAAAUGAACAUUAGUGGCAUCUAAAUUAUAGCCAGUUCUGUUAUUUUUUAAAUGGGGUAAAAAAAUCAGUGUAACCCCAUCUGUUUUAGGACUAUGAAAACCAAUAAAUGCAUAGUAAGGAUCGUAUUCCCUUGAAACAUGUGAGCUCUUCAACAAAAAUGAAACAAACCAGGGAUCUGUGAUUUCUGUUUAAUCACUGCUGGCCAUUACAUAGGUUUUGUUCAUGGGCAGGGAGGGGCUUUUGUUCCCUUUGGACAUAAUAUAGUCAGUGCACUAACAAUUAUGUACAUUCAGACUUGAUUAUUUUAAAUUCUAUCAUCAACUGUACUGUAAAUAGGGUACUGCAAUAUAGUCUCCAUAUAUGUUUAUUACUUUCCAUAAUAUUUAAGAGUUGCUUAAAAGUAUACAAAAUGUACAGUUACUAAGACAGCUAAUUUUUUUCCUUCUUCCCCCUUUGAAAGGAAGGGGCUUCAGUUGUUCUUACGUGGCUAGAACCUAAUAAACAACGUACCAGUAAUUUGUAACCUAAGUAUUGCAGUAUGUUAGUAACAACCUCGCAGCCUUGUUUUAACAGGUUAUUUUAUUUUGAUCAGUUCAGUAUAUUGCACUAAUUGUUUUAGGAAUUUUCAUUAUAUGAAAUCUACCAUGUGGCAGAGAUGAUUUAAUCUAUUUAAGUGUUGAACUGCUAGCAGAACUUGUACAUUUACAGUGAUUCAGAAUUAGUAAGGAAAACAGUUCACCAGUGUUUAGUUUUAUAUUGAGGUGCUCAGGUUGGAAUAAAGUGGUAUAAAAAGCAA